Molecule: messenger RNA, 1801 nt
Organism: Orcinus orca (killer whale)
Lineage: Eukaryota; Metazoa; Chordata; Mammalia; Artiodactyla; Delphinidae
Gene: DDX19B
Product: DEAD-box helicase 19B
Exons: 12
Coding region: 115-1554 (479 amino acids)
Biological process (GO): poly(A)+ mRNA export from nucleus
Cellular component (GO): cytoplasmic stress granule; nucleus
Molecular function (GO): ATP binding; RNA helicase activity; RNA binding
Source: RefSeq, a predicted model, not a curated record
CGCCUGAGCGAAAGAAUUCCCCCCUCUUUGGGGCGGGAGUCUAUCCAGAUCGCGGAUCGCGCCGCGCCAGCCGGCUAGUUUGCCGGCACCUGCGUCCCAGCCGUGCCUGCGACCAUGGCCACCGACUCGUGGGCCCUGGCGGUGGACGAGCAGGAAGCGGCAGCCGAGUCGUUCAGCAACUUGCAUCUUAAGGAAGAGAAAAUCAAACCAGAUGCCAAUGGUGCUGUGGUCAAGACCAAUGCUAAUGCAGAGAAGUCAGAUGAAGAAGAGAAAGAGGACAGAGCCGCCCAGUCCUUACUCAACAAGCUGAUCAGAAGCAACCUUGUUGAUAACACCAACCAAGUGGAAGUCCUGCAGCGGGAUCCAAACUCCCCGCUCUACUCAGUGAAGUCCUUCGAGGAGCUUCGGCUGAAACCACAGCUUCUCCAGGGAGUCUACGCCAUGGGCUUCAACCGUCCAUCGAAGAUACAGGAGAAUGCAUUGCCUUUAAUGCUUGCUGAGCCCCCACAGAACUUAAUAGCCCAGUCUCAGUCUGGUACUGGUAAAACAGCUGCCUUUGUGUUGGCCAUGCUCAGCCAAGUAGAACCUGCAAACAGAUACCCCCAGUGUCUGUGCCUCUCCCCAACUUACGAGCUCGCUCUUCAAACGGGAAAAGUGAUUGAGCAGAUGGGCAAAUUUUACCCUGAACUGAAGCUAGCUUAUGCUGUUCGUGGCAAUAAAUUGGAAAGAGGUCAGAAGAUCAGUGAGCACAUUGUCAUUGGCACCCCUGGGACCGUUCUGGACUGGUGCUCCAAGCUCAAGUUCAUUGACCCCAAGAAGAUCAAGGUGUUUGUUCUGGAUGAGGCUGACGUGAUGAUAGCUACUCAGGGCCACCAAGAUCAGAGCAUCCGCAUCCAGAGGAUGCUUCCCAGGAACUGCCAGAUGCUGCUUUUCUCUGCCACCUUCGAAGACUCUGUCUGGAAAUUUGCCCAGAAAGUGGUUCCAGACCCAAACAUCAUCAAACUGAAGCGCGAGGAGGAGACACUGGACACCAUCAAGCAGUAUUACGUCCUGUGCAAUAGCAGAGAUGAGAAGUUCCAGGCCCUGUGUAAUAUCUACGGGGCCAUCACCAUUGCUCAAGCCAUGAUCUUCUGUCAUACCCGCAAAACAGCUAGUUGGCUGGCAGCAGAGCUCUCAAAAGAAGGCCACCAGGUGGCUCUGCUGAGUGGUGAAAUGGUGGUGGAGCAGAGGGCUGCAGUGAUUGAGCGCUUCCGAGAGGGCAAAGAGAAGGUUCUGGUCACCACCAACGUGUGUGCCCGCGGUAUCGAUGUGGAACAGGUGUCUGUCGUCAUCAACUUUGACCUUCCCGUGGACAAGGAUGGGAACCCGGACAACGAGACCUACCUGCACCGGAUCGGGCGCACUGGCCGCUUUGGCAAGAGGGGCCUGGCCGUGAACAUGGUGGACAGCAAGCACAGCAUGAACAUCCUGAACAGAAUCCAGGAGCAUUUCAAUAAGAAAAUAGAAAGACUGGACACAGAUGACUUGGACGAGAUUGAGAAAAUAGCCAACUGAGAAGCUCCUGCAGUCACUGGUGCCACCCUUGGUGCUCUCCCUGCACGGGACACUAGUGCUUUCAUGGCACAGGCCUCAACAGUCAACACAAAGAUGAAGGCACGAGUAGAGAGAAACUACCUACCUCAUUUUAAAUUACGUUUGGACUUGACAAAAAUUGUACAAGUGAUGGGGGAAGGUAGAAAAAAAUUGUUUACACAACUUUUGAAGAUUACGCAUGAAUACAUAGAAAUUUACCUUUUGGAAA